AUGGCCGAAGCCGACGAAACACCACCAUCACCAAGCACCUUCGUCCCGCCCUCGGUCCACCGCGAAGCCCUCCUCGCCGGCUCAUCAUUCACGCACUUCUCGCCCGUCCCCCCGGCCCUCCUCACGCCCGCACGCGCGUCCGACCCGUCGUCCCUCCCCCCGCUCUGCCUGGGCGUCGACGAGGCCGGCCGCGGGCCCGUCCUCGGCCCCAUGGUCUACGGCAUCUUCUCCCUGCCGCAGCCGCAGUCGGACCCCCUCCUCCGCGACGCCCACGGCUUCGACGACUCCAAGGCGCUCACGGCCGCCGCGCGCUCGUCGCUCAUGCGCGCCCUCUGCACCGCCGGCACCGACCUCCACGCCCAGUGCGGCUGGGCCACCGCCGCCCUCUCCGCGCGCGACAUCUCGGCCGGCAUGCUCCGCCCCUCGGGCGCGUACAACCUCAACGCGCAGGCCAUGGACGCCACCGUCGCGCUGGUCCGGGGCGCCCUCGAGCGCGGCCUCAACGUCCGCGAGGUCUACGUCGACACCGUCGGCCCGCCGGCCACCUACCAGGCCAGGCUGCAGCGCGUGUUCCCCACGGUCAAGAUCACCGUCGCGAAAAAGGCCGACAGCCUGUACCCCUGCGUGAGCGCGGCGUCGGUCUGCGCCAAGGUGACGCGCGACGCGGCCCUCGAGGUCUUGUACGAGGCGCGGCGGGACGAAAACGGCGCCGGGCCAGGCAUGGAAUGGGGCUCCGGGUAUCCCUCGGACGCGAGGUGCGUCGGCUGGCUGCGGAGGAAUAUGCACCCCGUGUUUGGCUGGGGCCCCGAGUGCAGGUUCAGCUGGGGCACGGCAAAGGACAUGCUCGAGACAAAGGGCGGCGUCAGGGUCGACUGGCCCGUGGAGGAGGAGGCCGGGGAUUCCAUGAGGGUGACGGAUUUCUUUGCUGCCGGCCGCGACGACGAGACGGACGAGCUGGGGGGCUGGUACGGCUCGCCUGCUGGGCUCGAGGCGUUUUGA
Molecule: messenger RNA, 999 nt
Organism: Metarhizium brunneum ARSEF 3297
Lineage: Eukaryota; Fungi; Ascomycota; Sordariomycetes; Hypocreales; Clavicipitaceae
Gene: rnh-201
Product: Ribonuclease H2 subunit A
Biological process (GO): DNA replication, removal of RNA primer; mismatch repair
Cellular component (GO): ribonuclease H2 complex
Molecular function (GO): RNA binding; RNA-DNA hybrid ribonuclease activity
Source: RefSeq, a predicted model, not a curated record